CGUUCCUUAAAAAAAGAAAAAAGAAAAAAAAAAAAAAAAAGAUAGACGGUCCUAAAUAUUUUAGCCGACAAAAAAUUAAAACAUGUAUCGGUUAAAUCCAGGCUUGGUGUCGUUUAAAAUAGAACAAAUUUUCGCUAAUCAUGUUUAGCACUUAAAAUAAGGGACAAAGAGCUUGUGUGAACGAAGCAAGGUUGCGGUGAACAUAAGGUCUAGCUAUCUGGCUAACGAUUGGAAAACAGCACGCAGAACAAGGGGGCAUAUGAGCAAGAGGGGCAGGGUGGGAGAGUGUAGCAGGCCCCGUUCAUCUCUUUCCCAAUCUAAAAGAUGGAUGCAUAGUGAGAAGAGGAGUGGUGUGGAGAAACGUCCCAUGCAUCUGAGAGUAAUUUCUUCAACAAUGGAAAAGAUGCCAAGCAUAUUUGCUGAAACUCAGAAAAGGAAUUGUAUAUCACUUGGGCUUGAAUGGAUUAAACAUUAGCAGUCUUUGCCUGUAAUGAACUAACACAUGGCACUUGGAGAAAUCUAUCCAUAUCUAGGAUGCUCAUGAACUCAAGUAUGUAACCAAGAAAAGUCUUAUCUAGUCAUCUUGGUUUUGUUUCAUAACAAAAGCAUCAAUAAGCACUUUCAAAAUGUGAAAAUAAAGUGUCACCAUAUGUGAUUUGCACAUCUUCUCACUUACAUUACAUAAAAGACCAAAUCAAAUCCAUUAACAUUAAUGACGGACUGACCAAUGUGCAAUUCAAGGAAAACAUUACUGACAAGGAUACUGAUGAAAGAAAAGAACCGAAAAGAAAGACAACUUCUUAACCACAGACAAUGACUCGAGUAACCAUCAAGCACUAAACCACAGAACUGUUAAAGACUCAAAAAUCAAAUCCAGCCUUUGAAUUGUGUGUUGCAGAACUUUGGAAUAUCACUAUCCAUACCGAAAAUCCAUUCUGCGCUGCAGCAUCUGCUUGGCACAACUGGCUAUAAAGUGGGAACAGUUGGUCAUACACAAGGGUGAGUUGAAACAGGUUAGAGAAACAACAGUGAUUGUCAUUGUAACACCUCAUCUGGCAAUUUUAGUGUGAUUGUUGUUACUGCUCCUAGAGCAGAAGGUGUUGCCAUUGCACACCCAUGUUUCAGUAACUGGGAAAUGUUCCAGUUUGGAAAAUACAAUGUGGACAUCAUAGAGAUGCUGAGUGGACACCAAGCCCAUCAGUUCAAAGGUCUUGGAUUAGAGCGACAACUACAACACCAGCAGCAAGUGCAGCUUCACCAGCACCAGUUGCAACAGCAACAGCAGCAGCAAGUAGAAACCUCUGGGGCAAUUUUGUCUGGACUUGGCUUAGGCCCAUUGCAAGGAUCUAGAAGCAGUGCCUUUUCUGAUUCUGCAUCAAUUUUUGCAAAAAUGAGUGCACCCCCCCCUCCUCUACAGCAGCAGUCACUGUCUUCAUCUUCACAAAGUUCAAGGAAGUCAAGCAAAAUGUCUGGAAGCAGUAGCAGUGGAGGAAGUCACGUGAGUGGGUAUCCUCAGUUUUUGCGUUCAUUUCAUCCAGCUGAGGCAGCCCUUGCACAAGAACAGCUACAUCCAGGAGUUGGGCGAUUUGACCAUUUUGCAGGCAGUAGUGGAAGUGGAGGAAGUGCAGGAGGAAUUGGAGGACUAGUAUCAUCUGUUCCACCUCCACCUCCCCCAUUACAUCCUGGCCUCUCUGUUCCCCAAGCAUCCCCUGGACCAUCCUCCUCUUCCCCAUCUCCUUCAAGUUCUAGCUCUAACAACCCUUCCAGCACUAGUGCAGUAAGUUCGCUUGGUCACCAGUUGACAGGAGCUCAGUCUGAUGCACGAAGCUUGCAUCAACAGUUUAGUUGCAUGCUAGCUGCUAAUCAGUAUUUUCUCUCCGGAGUACCAGCCAAUUCCAGCCUAGAGCAAUUUUUGGUACAGCAAGGAAGCCACAACCAUCUAGGUCUUGAGUCAAGUUCAGGUCUUGCUCCACCCCCUGCUCUCCACUCCUCACACACACAUAGCCACCCAACCACCUUGCCCCAGCCACAGCAGCCACCACCACAACAACAACAGCUGCCCACUCACACUCUGUCACACCCCCAUCCACAUCACCCUCUUCAUUCCUCAUCUCAACCUUCCUCAUUAAGCAGUUUUGACUUUCAAGGGAUCCCUGUUCUCUCCUCAAACCAGCUAGCAUCUCUGAUGCAACAGGAAACUGGUUUACCACUUCCUCUGCCCUUACAUUUGUCCCUCUCCAAGGAUGAUGGGAAAGUAGACAGUGCAGUAGGAGGAAGUGGAAGUGGAGGAGGCAGGAGAAAGAAAGCAAUGGCUGGGUACUUGCCUCAGCGGAAGACUGAUGGCAGCAGUAACACUAGCAGCAGCAAUAGUCAUGGCUCUGCAAAUCAUAACUCCAGCAGUAGUAGCUCAGGGGGUCUUAGCCAAGAUGUUACACCUGGCAUUGGUGGAGGUGGCCGUGUUGGUAUGUCAGGACUUGGUAGAGAUCCUCCUUCCCACCUAACCCCCCCAUCUUCCUCUUCAAUUGUGUCAUCAUCCUCUUCCUCUGCACCCACUUCUACAUCCGCAUCAGUUCUGGUGACAAACAGUUCUAAACCUGACAAUCAUAGCUCCAUGCACCCUCGUUCAUCUCAACAUGAACCCGAACCACUUUAUCAUUGUGGAGAGUGUGGAAAAACUUUCACUCACCUAUCCAGUCUGCGCAGGCACUUGCGCAGUCAUGAGUUGACCACUGCAGGCACAGCAGGCACAAGAAGUAACGUUGUAAAUCCUGUUUUGCAUCCUGCUGAUCCAAGUAUUCCUCACUCAACCCAGGAUAGUUCAGCAUCAUCUUUAUGUCAAAGUCCUGACAAGACGUUCCAUUGCUCAGAUUGUGGAAAAGGAUUUAAAAAAAAGGGACACCUGCUUCAGCAUGGUGUCAUCCACUCUGGUGCACGACCAUUUGCCUGCAGUACUUGUAGCCGUGCUUUUAAUCGGCGUGAGUCCCUCACCCGUCAUGAAAAGAUACAUGAAGAGAAGCCUUUUCGUUGUCCAGCUUGUGGCCGCUGUUUCCGUGAGAGUACCUCUUUGUUGAACCAUGCAGCCUCAGGCACUUGUGGCAAAUCAGGCAGAGGACCAAGACCGAAGAGUGAUAGUAGCAACUCUAUAGUUGGUGGCAAGAACAGUAAGACAGGGGCUUCCAGUGAUGGAAUGGUAACUAGUGCAGUGGGGUCUUACCGGAGUGAUGGUUACAAUAACUUCAAAGACCAGCGCUCUCAAGGCAACCUUUAUGCUGGAACGUCCUCAUGUGGUGGAGGCAUAGCAGGGCCAGCACUAAGAAAAGCACCUUUAGCUCCUACUCUGCACCCACACCCACAAAGCCAAAACCAGCAGCUUCACCAACAGCACCCACAUUUACCUCUCUCCGCUCUGCUGGAUGAUUCUGAAGAUGAUGUUACAAGCUCUGUCAAUAAUGCUAUUUCUGCUAUCACUGCUGCAGCAGCAAAUUGCAUGACUGGUGAGCUUAACAAUAGUGGACGGGGAGACGAUAGAAGAGAUAUAAUUGGGGGGCUACUUGGAGGUCUUGGACUAGGCCCUCUUGGCUCACCCGGUGGUCCGUCUUCAACAUCCGGAAUGGAUAAAUCAUUUAGAGGUGGUGAAAACCAGGAUACCCUGGCACUUCACCAACAGUCAAUCCAGCAGACACCAGGUGGAAAGCCCAAACGCCCUCGGAAGCCUCGUAAAAAGAAGGAACCUGGGGCAGCAGGUGCAGAGCCUCCCAAAAGACGACAGUCCUCCCAGAGAACAGCAGGGGGCCUAGGGGACGUUAGACCAUAUUUGUGCAGCAUCUGUGGUCGAGGAUUUGCAAGAAGAGAAACUCUACGAAGGCAUGACCGAAUUCACACUGGGGAAAAGCCUCAUCACUGUACGGUGUGUGGCAAAUACUUUAGAGAGGCUUUUCACCUUAGUAAGCAUCAUACAGUGCAUUCUGGAGAGAAAAACUAUAAAUGUCUUCUUUGUGGAAAGGAUUUUGGAUAUGCCCAGAGCCUUAAAAGACAUGGAAAGCUACACCAGAAAGGAGAAAUGGAAGAAGUACCUACAACACCUGGAGGAGAAAACCUUAACAAUUACCCAACUCCUGGUGGAAGCAUGAUCCAAGGGGGUCAAGGUAACUCUUCAUUCUAUCCGUACCCACAAGAUGUUAAACCCCAAGGGUCAAAUCCCCAUCCACCUCCGAGACUUUACACGUGUGCUAUAUGUUGGAAGUCUUUCCGUCAUCACUUCCAUCUUACUGCACAUCAUCAAACAGUGCACGAAGGCGGAGGUGACAAGCUGUUUUCUUGUGAAGUGUGUGGGAAGGCCUUCGCAUAUUCCAACAGCCUUACAAGACACAGGCUCUCUCAGCAUGGCCUAACCCGUACUGGUCAAGGAACACCUCAAGGGAGCACUAGUGUCACUGGAGAAGAAAGCAAUGUUGGUGGCACAGUAUCUGAGAGUGAAGCAGCCACAAAUGCUUUGCUCCAGCUUGCACCCACUGGUGGAAACCAAGGAGAAGAGGAUUCUCACAGUGGGGUUCUUCACAGUCACCAGCAUGCUCCACCACAACCACAAGCUGGGUACUCACCUCUUUUCUAUGAUGCCAGUACAUCUCUCCCUUCCUCCUCUAAUGCCACACCAUACUCCCAGCCUCUGCCUUCAAGUUCCUCCCUACAAUCCCAUCAGCACACAGGAGUAAAAGGUGAGCCCAUGUAUCAAGCUGGCCAAAGACAUACACUCAACCCAAACUUACCUGUCCACCCCCUUGUUCUGCCUCCAGCUGAGCAACAUCAGCACCAUUCUCUCACCCAGCAGCAUCCAGUUAAUAUCCAGCCACACCACCACCACAGCUUUCACAGUGAAGAAGAGCUAAGACGACGCAAGAAAAAAAAAAAAAGACGGAACGGGAGAGAGAAGAUAGGCUACGAAUGGGGUCAGACCACAAAAAUGGACGGGGUGCAGAUGGAUCUCUCAGCUGGGGAAAGGAAGAAAAAUGAGAAUAGAAAGCUUCAGAGAAGAAUGAGAAAAACAUUUCGUAGAAGGCAACGUAAAUUUAGGAAAAAAAUGGCUAUGCUUUUGCGGAUUAGGAGAGGUAGCGGAGGAAGCAGAGUUGUGUAUGAACUGAGCCCUUCAGGGGGACUGGAACUAUAUAGACUGCUCUCUUUUCAAGUUCCUCUUAAACGAUUCCCUUGUCCCUUCUGUUUUCUCACAACAUUUUCACGAAGAGCAGCACUUAUGGUCCACAUAGCAGCUAGACAUUGCCCAAGAGUCAGUUACCCUUCGGGUCGAUUAAGAUGUGCAGUUUGUGGAAAACAAUCUCGCAAAUUACUUUCAGCCCUUAUUCAUAGAAGCUCUCACUUAUCUAAUAGAGCAUUUUCCUGUAAACGCUGUCCUUCUCGUUUCUGGAACGCAGCACUCCUCACAAGACACAAAAGAACUUGUCGGGGAAAACUAACAGAACUGACACGAGGGAGUGCUCUUUGUUUGAAAUUGACAACAGGAAAAAUCUUUAAAAGAGGAGACAGUAAAGGGAAUAUUUCAACCCUGCAAAUACAGUACAGUCACUGAGUGUGCUUCAUUAAUCUUAAUGACUUCAAUAUGUAGUAGCAAGAAGGACAUUGUGUUUUGCAUGACAAAAAUAGAGACUAAGGCUUGGUAUCUGACCAUCAGAAGGUCGAUUGAUUGCUCUUAGUUUAUUCUUUUCUAUUUAACCAUCAUGGGUUCCUCACAUAAACUGAACUUCCAAACUGAACUGCUAAAAGCAAAAUUACAAAUGCUUUGCAGAUGUCUUUUAUAAAGAUACCAACAUAACAAACCCCAACUCAGUCUGCAAAAGGGUCUUAUACAAUUUUGUGUGUUGAACAACAUCUUGGCUCCUUCACUGACAAUAGGUGAAUUUAUAGUCAUUUUACUAAUACAGUAUUUCCCUUAAUGGUAAUACUCACUGUAAGUCAGCAGUUGCUCUGUAGAAUUAUUCUGUCGCUGGUAUGUAUAAUGUGUAGUUCACUUAGAACAAGUGUGGGGAUUUGAUCUUUGUAACAAUGCAUUAGUAGCAUAAGAAGAAAAGAAAGAAGGUAUUAGGAAGAUCAGUGUUUUGUUCAAAUCUGUGCAUGUUGAGCACUGGUCUUAAUGUGUUGGAUGAAUGUUGAUUAUUGGAUGGUUCCAUUUUAAAUACAAUUGGAAAUGUAUAAAAUGCAACUGGAAAAAAAAACAAUCCCAGAAUAAGCACUCCUUUUUAACCUUAAUCUUCAUGCUAGUGAGUAUUUGAGAGGAUCAGAAUGGAUAUAUCCAUCUUUGGAGUGAAUACUAGCAUGAAGAAAGAAGGAUCAGCACUUAAAUUGGAAAAGGCUUCCCGAAAUGGAUAAAUAACAACAAUAAUUAAAAAAAAAAAAAAAACAUAUGCAGCUCUGUUCAUUGAGAGCUACUUGUGUGCAUAGUUUAUUUCUUUAACCAACCACAACACAACAUCAGAGUAUUCCAGAGCAUGAAAAUUAUUGAGAAAUGGAGAAAUGUGGGUUAUACCCAUGUUCAGUAGUAAAUUAAGGUGGGUAAUAAGUUCUGCAGGAGUAGCUCUCGAAGAACAGGUUUGAAGAUACCUUAAUAACAAUAUAAUUCAAUAUCUAAAUUUCAGUAGAAUGAGGCAACAAAGCCUGUUCAGUUUGAAAUUUCACCUAUUGGCAUGGUGAAGCUUUUAUAUAUAGAGUCUAAGGUAGAAUUAGGAAGGAACAAGUGUACUGUAAUGUAAAUUGUGUCAAUAUUUUAUUAUUGUUAUGAUUUUUUAAACAAAGGUGAAAUAUGUUUUUAUCAUAGGUACACUGCAGGUAGUUUGGAAUGAUAGUGGAAGUUAUCACUUUCAUAUUUUACUUAAUGUAUUAUGUGUCGGACAUAGUCUGCCCACUUGCCAACUAUGAAAGCAUCCCUUAUACGUUUCUCUUAAUUUCUUAUGUAGUGAGGCCAUACUACCCAUAGCUCAUGUUUUUUUUUUUUGAGAAUAAUAAGUAAAUCAACAAGUAUGUUUCUAUCACUUUAUUUACCUAUAAUAAGCUGGUUGUUGAUGAUACCCAAGCAUUUAAUAAAAAUUUAAAAGCUUA
Molecule: messenger RNA, 7104 nt
Organism: Pangasianodon hypophthalmus (striped catfish)
Lineage: Eukaryota; Metazoa; Chordata; Actinopteri; Siluriformes; Pangasiidae
Product: zinc finger protein 865
Exons: 3
Coding region: 1136-5581 (1481 amino acids)
Source: RefSeq, a predicted model, not a curated record